Sorex fumeus (smoky shrew) is the source of this 594-nucleotide messenger RNA. RefSeq names its product chromosome unknown C20orf202 homolog (gene CUNH20orf202). The record is from RefSeq and is a predicted model, not a curated record. NCBI's taxonomy places the organism in Eukaryota, Metazoa, Chordata, Mammalia, Eulipotyphla, Soricidae.
AUGGAGGAUUUCUGGGCCCUGGACAGGCUGGGUACCGCAGCACUGCAGUAUCGGAGAGCUUGCCCUCGCCCCUCUGAGACUGAUGAGCAUAAAUAUGUGUUCACUAUGUUACCAGGCAACGUUGCAAUGAUCAAGAAUGACACUCCACCCCCACCCCCGCUCCUGCUCCCCCAGGAGGAAGCCUGCGUGAUCUUCCCGGGACUAAGCCAGCAUCUGUUCCCGCCUGAAGUCAAGCUCCGAUUCAAGUCCAAGGUCCCUCUGGCCCAUCACCAGGUGAAGGUCUCUCCCAAGGACAUGGAGAUGAAAACCACAGAUGCUUCAGACCCUGAUCUUCAGCAGAUGCUCUCAUGGCUGAGAAAGGAGCUGGCCGAGAUGCAAGAACAAGACCGGAGACUCUUGCUGACACUCGGGCAUCUCCAGCACGUCCUAAAGGCGCUGCGCACAGAGAGUGCCCGCUGGGAGGACGCCCGUGGAGGGGCCUCCCCCAUUAGAGCUCGGGCAGGGUCUGACGGCAAAGCUCGCAGGUCCAUCUCCUCCAGAGAGUCGGCCCAGCUCCUCUCAGGGGCAGACAGCAGACGAAGCUCUCUCCCUUAA